Messenger RNA from Hyla sarda, 3263 nucleotides. RefSeq names its product DIX domain containing 1 (gene DIXDC1). Gene Ontology annotation, cellular component: cytosol. Gene Ontology annotation, biological process: canonical Wnt signaling pathway. The record is from RefSeq and is a predicted model, not a curated record. Gene Ontology annotation, molecular function: protein binding. The coding region runs from base 195 to 2246 and encodes 683 amino acids. The transcript is spliced from 21 exons. NCBI's taxonomy places the organism in Eukaryota, Metazoa, Chordata, Amphibia, Anura, Hylidae.
CCCGUCGAGUGUAUCGGUUGCUAUAGUAACUGUAGCACGCUGCCUCCUUGAGGAAGGAUGCGCCUCUUGUAAGACUUGUUCGUGACUUGUCGCAUUUAUGAGAUUCUUCUUUUGUGGCCCCCGCCUGUGAGCUGAUGUGAUCUCCCCUAGAAGGAGUUGUUGUGAAUUUGAGGUCUUGCUCUGUAUAGGAAAUUAUGGGGACUCCGGCUCAAAAUGUUCCUCCCACUACCUGUCAACAGCUACAGGCCUAUGUUGCCUGGGUGAACUCCCAACUGAAGAAGAAGGCAGGGGUCAGUCCUGUACAGGAUCUCCGGCUGGACCUUCGAGAUGGGGUGGUUCUAGCCCAUCUGAUAGAAAUAGUGGCUGGUGAGAAACUCAGUGGAAUUCACUGGAAUCCGAGUUGCUCCCAAGAAAUGAAGGACAAUGUGGAUAAAGUUUUGCAGUUUGUUGCAUCGAAAAAGAUCAGAAUGCAUCAAACAUCAGCAAAAGAUAUUGUUGAAGGAAACCUGAAGUCUAUCAUGAGACUAAUACUCACCUUAGCGGCUCAUUUCAAACCAGUGUCUGGACGAUCCACCAAUCAGGGUGCAGUGGGUGUGCCCGGAAAAAGCCAGUCCACGUAUUCUGCCAAUCACAGACCUCACUCUACUACGGCAAUGGCACAGGGCGCUGCCGCAGCCCUUGCUGAUGUUCGCCAGGACAUGUCUCGCUCAGGACGAGAUAUUUUCCGUUAUCGACAAAGGAACAGCAGUGUGGAAGACGAGAUUGGAAACCCAUACUGGAGUGUGCGAGCAAUGGUGGAGCAAUAUGAGGGUCAUCAAGGGAGUCACUCUCCAUCAGAGUCAUCCAGCCUGGCAUCGCCAAGUCCUGUGCACAGCGCAAAGUCAGAGGUCAAUGGAGUCCAGUGUGAAGAGAAGGCCGAGAUUACAAUCAUACAAUGUGAAGAGAACAUAUCUAAGAAAGAUGAAGCCUCUGUACCUCUAUCUGAAUGCCAGCCCACCAGCCCUGUCAUAUCUCCGGACACUUCAUGGGAGGACCAUCUCCUGGAGCAACAGGAUCAUUUAGAGAAGGAGAUGGAGGAAGCCAAAAAAAUGAUAUCCGGUUUACAGGCCCUGCUGCUAAAUGGAUCGCUUCCCGAAGACGAACAAGAGAGCCUGUUCUGCCUGCGUGAAGAUGGGGCGUGCCCAGAGGAACAAUUGGUCAUCAUCAAAAGCCGCCUUGACCAAAGUAUGAGUGAAAACCAGUCUUUAAAGAAAGAACUUCAAAACUGCAAACAGGAAAACCGGAACCUUCAGGGCAUUAAGGAUGCUUUACAGCAAAGGAUGGCUCAACAAGAAAGUGUUGUACUUCAGUUAAAGCAAGAACUACUGAGAACCAACAUGGACAAAGAUGAACUGCACAAUCAAAAUGUCGACUUACAAAGAAAAUUGGAAGAAAGAAACCAGUUUAUUGCUGAUUAUAAGAAAGAAAUCACACAAAAGGAUUGGCUCAUACAGCAAAUGCAAGGGAAACUAGAUGAAACACAUCGGAAACUUUCUGAGGUCAAUUAUCAAAAGAAUGAUCUUCAGAAAGAGUUAGACAACAGGAAGGUUCUCCUCCAGCAGUUCUUGAGGAGGGAGGAUGAGCAGGUCAAUAGUUACAUCAGUCAUCCCUCCCAGACUAAUGGAUUCUUGCAAACAUCUGGGAAAGGUCCUACACGAGAUCCUGCACCUCAGAGAACGGGUAAUGAUCUGCAGUUGGUACGUGAAGCUCUACGCAGUCUAAGAAAUAGCUUUAGUGGUCAUGACCCUCAACAUCAUACUAUAGAUAGCCUGGAACAGGGCAUAGCAAGCUUGAUGGACAGACUACAUGCCAUUGAAAACCAAAGGAGGCAAGACAGGAAGGCACGGGGAAGGCUGUCUGGAAAUAAAGAGUUAAGUGAAUACAGAGACUCAUGGCCUUCGAACUCAAAGAUGCCCCAUUCUCAAAGUGCCCCAGUAAUGGGAAGUAGUUCCUGCACCAAAGUGCUCUAUUUUACAGAUCGCUCGCUUACACCCUUCAUGGUCAAUAUACCAAAGAGGUUAGGAGAGGUGUCACUGAGGGACUUCAAGACGGCCAUUGACAGAGAAGGGAACCACAGAUACCACUUCAAAGCUCUGGACCCAGAAUUUGGAACAGUCAAAGAGGAGGUAUUCCAUGAUGAAGACAUCAUUCCAGGCUGGGAGGGUAAAAUUGUGGCAUGGGUGGAAGAAGACCAUGGAAACAUUUAACUAUGAGGAGCACUCACCUUGAACAGUAGAGAAGUGAUGACUCGUCACGGUGUGGAUUAUUCUUCAAGCUGCCAAAAAAAAAGGUCCCAUAUGGGCACCAAAAGGACAUGGUUUAUACAUGAAAAAGCAAUGAAGACGGCUUUUUAGGAAUUUGCCGACAUUGUAUUUUAGGAUCCUGUUGCGGAUUCAAGAGGAACAUUAAAGACAUUACUGUUUACAGAGCAGCUUGUCCAUGACUUAUGGAGAUCACAAGCUUCUUCAUGUGUACAUAUAUCCUAAGGGAGCAAAUUCAGUAUUUUUAAAAUGGCUAAAUUGUUGCAUUUAUCUAAGGUUUUGGAGUGUCCUAUUUUAAUAGAGUACAUAUUAGUUUUCCAAUAGACACUUUCAAGAAGUCGGAGUUUUCACUGACAAAUGUGUUUUAGAAUAAGGUACUUUAAUGGACAAAUGUUUUAUUCGCAGUAGCGUUGAUAUUUCUAAACCGAUGCCAACAAUGAUGGAAGAAUUUCAUGUUCUGUUAUGGAUGGCAAAGUUGUAGUCCAAGAAUGAGCAUAAACAGACAGAAGAACAGCAAACUUGUUGGUUAUAGUAGUAAGCCUUAAAGCUACCGGCUGUCCAUAAUUUUACAUACACCUCCAUUCAUCAUAUAGGCCUGAAACUGAUGUGUAGGAGGAAGGUUGGUAGCUCACCUGAAGCCAUGGAAACCUUUACGCAUGUGUCAUUUUAGUUUUUCAUGUUUUUAUGACGGAACAGAAAACUAAGAAUGAGAAGGCAAAUGUGAACAGAGCUGUAAAAGGCAGCGUUUUCCAAUCAGGGUGCCUCCAGCUGUUGCAAAACUACAACUCUCAGCAUGCCCGGACAGCCUUCGGCUGUCCGGGCAUGCGGGGAGUUGUAGUUUUGCAACAGCUGGAGUCACACUGCUUGGUAAACACUCCUUAAAGGAAUCUGUCAUAACUAGAGAUGAGCGAACUUACAGUAAAUUUGAUGCGGCACAAACUUCUCGGCUCGGCAGUUGAUGAC